AUGUCAUCCCCAACGGCAUCGCACUGGUGUUACAGGUGCUCCCGCUUUGUUCGUCUCUCCAAUGCUCAGGACCACAUUGCUUGCCCCUUCUGCCGGAGUGGCUUCGUCGAAGAGAUCCUGGCCAACCCAUUAUCGGACCGUCGUCUCAGCCCAUCUCCGUCUGCGACCAUGUCCAUCUUCACCCUUGAACCUCAGAAUUCCUUCCAUUUGAGGAGACAAGGGCUCCGGAGGAGAAGCCGUAAUGCCGGCGGCCACUCUUCCUUUAACCCGGUGAUUGUUCUUCGCGGACCCGCCCAGGGUGGUGCUGGAGAAGACGGUGCAGGUCAUGAAAGAAGUAGCAGCUUCCAUCUGUACUAUGAUGACGGUGAUGGCUCCGGUCUCCAACCGUUACCGCCGAAUAUCUCGGACUUAUUGCUCAGGUCAGGCUUCGAUCGGUUGUUGGAGCAUUUUUCUCAGGCAGGAAAUAAUGGCCUCGAGCGGUUGGAGAACCUACCGGCGUCCAAAACGGCCAUUGGAUCAAUGCCGACGAUUGAGAUAGGGGAGGGCCAUGUGAGUACGGAUACACACUGUGCCAUUUGUAAAGAAGCGUUUGAGCUCGGUUCAGAGGCGCGAGAAAUGCCUUGCAAGCACAUUUACCAUUCGGACUGCAUUGUUCCGUGGCUUUCAACGUGCAACUCGUGCCCUGUGUGUCGCAACGGGUUGCCUUUGGAUGGAAACAAUCGGGAAAGCAGAGUCUCCAGGCAAAUCGAUGAAGAAACGAUUGGAUUGACGAUAUGGAGGCUACCAGGCGGAGACUUCGCCGUAGGAAGGUUUCCCCACGAUGAAGGUGAUGGAGAGAGUCAUUUGCCAGUUGUAUCCACAGAAAUGGAUGGUGUGCUCAGCGCAAAUAGCGUUCCUAGAAGAGUCUCCCGAGCAAUGAGAGGUAUCAGACUUCGCGAAAGUCGUGGAUUGAACAGAAUAUUUCGCAACUUCUUGGCAUUCUUCGGGAGGCUAGGGUCUAGGUCAACUUCAUCCUCCUCUUCAUAUUCCAUUUCUCAAGAUGGAACCAUGAGUAGAAGCCUCAGGCAGUUGAGUUCGGUAUUCACAAGGAACUCGCAGAGCCAAAGUAGAAAUUGGAUAAUGGAAGAUUAA
Neltuma alba is the source of this 1131-nucleotide messenger RNA. RefSeq names its product E3 ubiquitin-protein ligase RDUF1-like. Gene Ontology annotation, molecular function: ubiquitin protein ligase activity. Lineage: Eukaryota; Viridiplantae; Streptophyta; Magnoliopsida; Fabales; Fabaceae. Gene Ontology annotation, biological process: protein ubiquitination. Gene Ontology annotation, cellular component: cytoplasm. The record is from RefSeq and is a predicted model, not a curated record. The transcript has a single exon. Bases 1 to 1131 code for a protein of 376 amino acids.